AUGGCCGGCCUGAGGCAGGGCAUCUGUGGAGGCCGCUGGUGGCUUCUGGUGCUGCUGGUGCUGAGUUACCUGUUGCCCACAGUGUUCCUCACCUGUAAAAUGGAGAUGAUGAGGAUACUAGUGUCCAGUUCACAAGGCAUGUUGGGAGGAUUUGAUGAGAAAAUUCAGACCUGUGGCUCGGAGGCGACAGCUCUAAGGCCGGGAUUAAGAAUCGACUCCGGCUGGUGCCUCCUAGCCCUCCCCGCGGACGCUCGCUCCCGCCCCUCUAUUGCCCGCAGGGGCCAGGGACAGGCUUCUGGGCUGGUGCACCGCGAAGCCUCUGAGAUCCUGAAGACGCUUCAAGGACCUUCAGCCUCACUCCUCCUGAGCUCUACCGAGCUCACCGGGAUCCAGAAGGACGUCAGUCCCCGGCUCACAAAAGUCCUCUCCGGGGCACCCCUCUCCUGCCCCCCUCCGUGCCACCAGGCCACGCCACAGCCGUCCCUUCCAGCACCCCAGCCCGUCUUAGCUGGGAAAGCGCAGCUGUCAAGAGGCAAUGAUAGCUUCAGGAUUUGGGACUCUCCUAGUAGCGUGGCCCAGGCCCCGCCCAGGGUCCUCAUGUUUAGGAAGGGAGGGCCUGAUGAGUCUGUGGUGAUCACAACUAGGGAGCUGCCCAGAGAAGGGGUACAUGGAGGCACCACGUGGUCAACCAGUGAUCCUACAUCUCCGGUGACUACCACCAAUCUGGAUCUGGGGCCUGAUGAGUCUGUGGUGAUCACAACUAGGGAGCUGCCCAGAGAAGGGGCACAUGGAGGCACCACGUGGUCAACCAGUGAUCCUACAUCUCCGGUGACUACCAUCAAUCUGGAUCUGGAGAUGACCACUCGCAUGAGCAAAGGUUCUGAGGAUGUAUCAAUGAGCAGACCUCCCCCCGUGGAAGAAACAAGUUCUUCCUUUUCUUUGUCUGCUUUCCCUGCCACAACCUCACCUUCCCCUGUAUUGUCCACAUUACAAGGGUACAGUCCAUCCUCUCUGCUACCUGUGACCCCAGUCUUCACUUCUGAUCUAGUGAAGACUGCAGACAUGUUGGGCACAAGCUUGGAACCUGGCACCAGUUCACCUCCAAAUUUGAGCAGCACCUCAGGUGACACACUGACCACUUUUGAAGCCACCAAGGAUAUGGAGGCAAUUCACACAUCCACAAACACAGUAGUGGCCACUGCGGGGGCCACUAGUUCUGGACAUAAAGGACAUUCCUCGGUCCUGGCCCCUUCGGAGCCAACCAGGGUCACAUCUUCUGUAGGUACAACCUUUAUCAUGGGGGAGACCAGUGUUUCCAGAUCAUUACCUGAAUACUCUGAGACCACUGGGAUUGAGGCAGAAUCAACUUCCUCCCUGACUCAUGGACUGCAGGAGACCAGAACAUCACUGGAUUCCAGUUUAGACCAGUGGACACCAGUCUAUGUGUCCACUGGUGCUGCUACUGAGGUCCCAAGGACAGAAGCCAUCUCAUUCAGCAGGAGAUUUGUCCCAGGCUCUACUCACUUCAAAAUGUCUCCCAAUACACCUACAGAAAGAAACACCAAUCCCUUUAUCUCCCGUCUCAGGAGUGUAUCUUCAGGAAUAACAUUCGCCACCACAACAGGUCCUCCUAGAGCUACAUCACAGGGUGUAUUUACAUUGGACACGUCAGCCACAAAUUCCUGGGCAGGGAUCUCCUCAGUUUUGACUAAAGGUUUUCCACAUUCAGAGAUGACCACUCUCAGAGAUGGCCACUCUCAGACCACACUCAGAGAUGACCGCCAGGAUGUGUUGAGCCCUCUCUCUGUGGAAGAAGCCAGCUCUCUCUCUUCCAUGGCACCUACUCCUGCCACGACCUCACCUUCCUCUGUGUCCUCCAUGUUACAAGAGGACAGUCCCUCCUCUCCUCAUCCUGGGACCUCAGUUCUCACCUCUGGCCCAGUGAAGACUACAACCAAUUUAGGGACAAGCUUAGAACCUGACCACAGUUCACUUCCAAAUGUUAGCAGCACCACAGGUAAGAUACCGAGCACUUCUGAAGACACCACAGAUACAGAGGCAAUUCACCCUUCCACAGACACAACAGGGGCCACAGCUGGGACCACCAGUUCUGAACAUGUAUCACUUUCCCUUGUCCCGGCCCACUCUGAGCCAUUCAUGGUCACAUCUCCCGUGGUUAUCACUUCCAGUAUGGUAGACUUCACUCUUUCCACAUCACAACUUGCAUCCCCUGAGAACACAAGGAUUGAGACAAAGCCACCUUCCUCCUUUAGUAAUGGAGUGAGCGAGACCAACACUUACCAAGGAACCAACUCACCUACUGAGACAUACAAUGUUCUUUCCCAUGUAUCAACAGGUGUUGCUACUACUGAGCUCUCCAAGACAGAGAUUCCAUCCUCUGAUAGAGCACUCAUCCCAGCUUCUACUCAGUCAACAUGGCCCCCGGAAAUCUUUUCAGGAACCAGCAGCAGACCCUCUAUCUCCCCUGUCAUGACAGGCUUCCUCAAAAGGGAUCCAUUUUGUCUCCUCAAGACCGUCUGGGGCCACAUCUUCACUGGUUACUUCCACUACUUCCACAUUAAUACCCGUCUUCUAUGA
Molecule: messenger RNA, 2598 nt
Organism: Loxodonta africana (African savanna elephant)
Lineage: Eukaryota; Metazoa; Chordata; Mammalia; Proboscidea; Elephantidae
Product: mucin-16-like
Exons: 7
Coding region: 1-2598 (865 amino acids)
Source: RefSeq, a predicted model, not a curated record